Aspergillus luchuensis is the source of this 648-nucleotide messenger RNA. It is a transcript of the gene RPS5, whose product is annotated as 40S ribosomal protein uS7. Bases 1 to 648 code for a protein of 215 amino acids. Gene Ontology annotation, biological process: ribosomal small subunit assembly; translation. Gene Ontology annotation, cellular component: ribosome; cytosolic small ribosomal subunit. Lineage: Eukaryota; Fungi; Ascomycota; Eurotiomycetes; Eurotiales; Aspergillaceae. The transcript has 3 exons. The record is from RefSeq and is a predicted model, not a curated record. Gene Ontology annotation, molecular function: mRNA binding; rRNA binding; structural constituent of ribosome.
AUGUCUGAACACGGCGAAGUCGAGGUCGAAAACCCCGCUGCGGCCUUCCAGGUCCUGCCCAAGGAGGCUAUCGCGGAGAUGGGAUCCGUGAAGCUGUUCAACAAGUGGAGCUACGAGGAUGUUGAGAUCAGGGACAUCUCCUUGACCGACUACGUCCAGAUCCGCUCCCCUGUCUACCUUCCUCACUCCGCUGGCCGCUAUGCUGCCAAGCGUUUCCGCAAGGCUCAGUGCCCCAUCAUCGAGCGCCUGACCAACUCCCUCAUGAUGAACGGCCGCAACAACGGAAAGAAGCUCAUGGCUGUCCGCAUCGUUGCCCACGCCUUCGAGAUCAUCCACAUCAUGACCGACCAGAACCCUCUCCAGGUCGCCGUUGACGCUAUCGUCAACUGCGGUCCUCGCGAAGACAGCACCCGUAUCGGUUCCGCUGGUACCGUCCGUCGUCAGGCCGUCGAUGUGUCUCCCCUCCGCCGUGUCAACCAGGCUAUUGCCCUCCUGACCAUCGGUGCUCGCGAGGCCUCUUUCCGUAACAUCAAGAGCAUUGCUGAGUGCCUGGCUGAAGAGCUCAUCAACGCCGCCAAGGGUUCCUCCAACUCCUACGCCAUCAAGAAGAAGGACGAGCUCGAGCGUGUUGCCAAGUCCAACCGGUAA